Molecule: messenger RNA, 1445 nt
Organism: Phlebotomus argentipes
Lineage: Eukaryota; Metazoa; Arthropoda; Insecta; Diptera; Psychodidae
Exons: 1
Coding region: 1-1371 (456 amino acids)
Source: RefSeq, a predicted model, not a curated record
AUGAGGCGCCUUGUGGAGCUGUUGACUGUGAUCUCAUGGACUCUCACCGUCGCGGAAGCGGCAAUUGUGCCUCCUCCGUGGGCAGACCCGGUCCGAAAUCCCUGUGCCGCUCGUCCUGGCGGUUGGCAGUUGCUCUUCUGGCCUCCGCUGCAGCAGUGCUUCCGCAUCUUCCAGCUGGGCUUCCCCUGUCCGGACACCAUGGAACUCAGCCCGUCAUCCUCCGGCCUGGGCGCUGAAUGUCGCUGCCCGCCAGGCACUGCCCAGAGUCCCCUGACGGCGCGAUGCCAUCGCCUGUUCACCCGCGAGCCGUGCGAUGUUGGCCAAUACUUCGCUCCCCGGCCAGAUCCUCCGGGGAAGACGGGAAAGGGACGCUGGGGCGUGUGUCGAACGCCCGCGGAGUGUGGCAAGGGAGAGAUCUUCUGGCCGAGCGACGGCAAGUGCUACGGAAGACUCACGCGAGGUCCUUGCCCGAAGGGAAGACUGCUGACUGAGGGAAGUGAUAGUCUGGGAGAGUGUCGCUGUGAGGAUUCCGGCCACUUGGCGCCCUUCUUCCACCUCGCCGACGAGCAGUGCUAUGAACACUACACCCGAGGACCCUGUCCCGAAGGAGAUCUCUUCCUGCCCAGCGGCGAAUGCGGCUGUCGCCGAGAUUUGCCGCAAUUCCACAUCGAGACUGGUCAGUGCUUCGAGUUGGGCUCUGCCGGGCCUUGUCCAGGUGGGCAUGUGUUCCAGGUGGAGGAGGACGGCGCUGGAGGUCAGUGUCGCUGCCGCGAGGGUUACAUUCUCUGGCCAGAAGACGGUCUCUGCUACAGAGCCUUCACGAGGGGACCUUGUGAGGCUGGCCAGUUCCUCCUGGCCUCCAAUGGCAGCUGCAUGGCGAAUCCCUGCACCAAGGGAGAGCUCUUCUUCCCCACCGACGCCUCCUGCCAUCGCAUAGGCACCCAGGGACCGUGUCAUCUGCACUCUGUCGUAGUCUUUGACUUCACAUCGCGUCCCUCCGUGGACGGCGUGUCGUACAACGGCGUCUGCGGCUGUUCCGGCGUCGUCACAACACUCGCGCAGACCUGCAAUGAGCGUGAGCCGCAGGCCAGCGCGUGCAGAGGCUCUCCAGGGAUGGCGGAGAUCGCCGGCCAGUGCCACAAGCUGUACUCCAGAGGUCCCUGCGGUCCUGGCGAGUGGCUGGAACCCUCCAAGACCGCCGGCGGACGCGCCUCGUGCCAGUGCAAGCCAGAGUAUCAGCGCUUCGAGGAGGCCAACGGCGUGCGCGGCUGCCAUGCGCCCAGCGUGGGAAUUGCCAGAUAUCUCAAUCGCCGGAUUCAGGACAGAGCGCAGAAGAUCGCCUUCAGACACAAGUUCAUCCGCCACAGGUGAGUUACCGCCGAAUUGUGAUGACUGCAAAAGUAUAUAUUUAAAACAGAGCAAAGAAGCCAAGGGUUAGCGAAUAA